Molecule: messenger RNA, 1128 nt
Organism: Arabidopsis thaliana (thale cress)
Lineage: Eukaryota; Viridiplantae; Streptophyta; Magnoliopsida; Brassicales; Brassicaceae
Product: transcriptional factor B3 family protein
Exons: 6
Coding region: 1-1128 (375 amino acids)
Cellular component (GO): nucleus
Molecular function (GO): DNA binding
Source: RefSeq, marked reviewed
AUGCUGUUCAACGUCAGCGCCUGUGACAUCCGUGACAAACCCAUGCCCAGCAACAAUGAUAUCAACAAGAUCGAUCAGCUUGAAAGAGUAAAAAAAGUGAGGAAGAACAGUUCACAAUCCGAAGCUGGCUCUUCUUCAUCUGGCAACUCUUCUUUUGUAGCCCUUGUCAAGGCUUCAAAUCUAAAGGAAGAUGCACUGUAUCUUCCACAAGAUUGCACAAGUUCUAAUGGUCUAAAUAAAAAAUGCCGCAAGAUUUUUCUAACAGAUGGAGGGGAUAGAUCAUGGGAAAUGGAUCUGAAGUUCGACAAAAACUUAGAUAGUUUUUGCAUAACCAGAGGUUGGAGACAUUUCUGUGACGAAAACGGGAAAAAGUUACCAAACCAGGAGAGAUUCGUGACUGUAAGACUCGUACCUGACUGUCUUAGAAACAAAAGAUUGUAUCUCUCAAGGCGAUUCCUGAAAAAUAAUGGCUUGGGCGAACCAAAGAUGGUAACACUAGUGGGAACAGAUGGUACGAGGAUAUUGGCUAAUCUUUUACGGGAAAGCACAGGAAGAAUGAGCUUGGGAAGGGGAUGGGUAGAUUUUGCGAAAGCCAAUAGGUUGAAGAUAGGUGAGUACUUUACACUGGAGUCCAUUUGGGAAAAUGACUCUCCUAUUCUCAGUUUGUAUGGGACAAAUACUUCCAAAAGUGAUAAAAGGAAGCGUAGAGAGAACUUUCCAGUAGCUUGUGAGAAAGAGUAUGUGUCCACUGAGGCUAGAAAUAGAAAUGAACCCGAGAAAGACAAGAACACAGAGGAGAUGAUUAAUCAAGCAUCACUAAGCGAAAACCGAUUAGUGAUAACACUCGUACCAGAAGAUGUCAAAGCCGGUAUGCUGCGUCUUCCAAGUCACUUCAUGAAAGCUAAUGGCAUAGACAAAGUUGGAAAAAUAUAUAUGUUGGGUAUAAAUGAAAUGGAGUGGUGGUGGGGAGAUCUAUUGACAAGAGAUGGAAUCGUAUCUGUAGGAUGUGGUUGGAGAUAUUUCUGUGAAUCUAAUGGCGUAAAGAUUGGAAAGUCUUUCACCUUAGAAUGUAUGUACAAAUAUGACACAAGGCCCGUAUUUAAAUUCUGUCCCAAGUCCGGGAAAUAA